Messenger RNA from Agrilus planipennis (emerald ash borer), 4788 nucleotides. Its product is annotated as synapsin. Gene Ontology annotation, molecular function: ATP binding; metal ion binding. The record is from RefSeq and is a predicted model, not a curated record. Gene Ontology annotation, cellular component: synaptic vesicle membrane; synaptic vesicle. The transcript is spliced from 9 exons. Gene Ontology annotation, biological process: neurotransmitter secretion. NCBI's taxonomy places the organism in Eukaryota, Metazoa, Arthropoda, Insecta, Coleoptera, Buprestidae. The coding region runs from base 1 to 1833 and encodes 610 amino acids.
AUGCGAAGAUUAGCUCCAGAUAGGAAAAAGGUGGAGGUAGGAGAAGCCGUCAAAAUUUCCAACUGUAGCAAAUAUUGCUCCCCGACCGCAAACGGUACCGCCAUUUCGUUCAGCAGCUUUCGACAAUCUUUCACUUCAAAUGUCAAUUACUUGAAACGACGUUUCAGCUCCGGAGAUUUGUCUUCGGAGUGCGACGACAGCGAUACACAAGUCGAUCCAUAUGCAACGAAACAACCCCCAGUUACCUCACAACCACAGGCUCCACCGCCCCCGCCACCGUCUCAAAGUUCGGUGGCCAGCAGUGGCAGCGGGGGUGGAAUUGGAUCGAUCACGGAUUUAUCUUUGAACCUACGACCGGGUUCAAAAACUACAAGUGCUCCCAGCAGCCCUGCCAAGUCGAGAGAGUCGCUUUUACAACGAGUUCAAUCACUUACCGGUCAAGCAAGAGACCAAGGUGCUUCCAUUCUAGGCGCCGCCGUUUCGAGCGCGAGUCGCGUGACAUCGUCAGUAUCAGGCAGUGGUAAACACCUAACGCUGCUGGUCAUCGAUGACCAAAACACCGACUGGACGAAGUAUUUCCGCGGAAAACGUAUCGGCGACUACGAUAUUCGAGUCGAGCAAGCGGAAUUCAAAGAAUUGACGGUAACAGCAACCUGCGAUGGCGCCAACGUUUCGAUGGCCGUUUACCGAGGCGGCACGAGGGUUGGAAGAUCAUUCAGACCAGAUUUCUUGUUGGUCAGACAAAACCUGAAGGACGCCGGUGAAGACAAUAAAAACGUAUUGCUCGCCCUCAAGUUUGGCGGAGUGCCGAGCAUUAACAGCCUGAAUUCUAUCUACAACUUUCAAGAUAAGCCGUGGGUCUUCGGCCAUUUACUACAGUUGCAGAGAAGACUUGGAAAAGACGCUUUUCCUUUAAUAGACCAGACCUUUUAUCCAGAUCAUAAAGAAAUGAUAACGUAUUCGAAGUUCCCAGUGGUUGUCAAAAUAGGUCACGCGCACGGUGGUCUCGGGAAGGUGAAAAUAGAUAAUAUGGGGGAUUUCCAGGACAUCGCAAGCGUGGUGGCCGUUAUGGGCAACGCCUACUGCACCGUCGAACCGUACAUCUAUUCCAAAUACGACAUUCACGUUCAAAAAAUUGGCCACAGCUAUAAGGCAUUCAUGCGCAAAUCAAUUUCUGGCUGCUGGAAGACCAACAUGGGUUCGGCAAUGUUGGAACAAAUUCAGAUGCCUGACAGGUACAAGAAUUGGAUAGAUGAAGUUUCGGACUUGUUUGGAGGUUUAGACAUCUGCGCUUUAGAAGUAGUAGUAUCAAAAGAAGGCAAAGAAUACAUAAUCGAAGUAAACGAUAGCGCUUUGUCGCUUUUAGGGGAAACCCAGGAAGAAGACCGCAGACACAUUGCCGAUCUCGUGGUUUCGCGCAUGAACGCAAUUUGCAAACCCUUCAACAGAAGUCCCACAACCGAAGAACCCGUACCGCCUCCAGUACCGUCCCGAGGCAUCCUGGGGAGUCUGAGUAGUUUGAAUUAUUCGGAAACACCACCGAACACCGCAAACGAAUUUACGUCGCUGUCCAAUGUUGGACGGAGAGAUAGUCAAGCAUCACAGUCAAGUACAAUAAGUAGUAGCGGAAUCGGGGGAGGCGGAAGCACCAGUGGCAGCGUGAGUGGGGUCGGUGUGGGAUCCACUCCGAGCAGCGUGGGAGGACGUCUUCCGGACCCCCCGCCGCGACCUUUCCAACGCCAGGGUAGCCAACAAUCUUCUAUCACCGAAGAUGCCGAAGACACUAUGAAAAAUCUCAGAAAAACAUUCGCCGGAAUUUUCGGCGACAUGUAAUAAAAAUAAUUGUUCGUAGUCAAAUUCUAAUUAUUGUCGCAGUUAUUAAUUAAUUGAUUGUACGGGGUGUCUAUUUAAAAAAGGGCGCAAGAGAAAUAUUUCGAUAGUAAUAAUAAUAUCAUCUGGUUAAAAUACAUCAGUAUCCUGAAAAAUUAUCCUUCAAGGAAAUGUGGAGAUUCCCCAGUUAUGAGUAGAAAAUUUUCUACGCGUCUAAUUAAUGACAGGAUAUUUUUAGAAUGUACUUAAUAAAAUUUUUAAAUUCAAAAAUUACGUGUUCUGUGAUUAUUAUGAAAAACUAAAAGCAAUUCAAUUAUAAUGUACAUCGAAAUAUUGCAGCUUACUACAGUUUUAAAUCCGACACCCUGUAUAUAGUUCCAUUACAUUAGUGACUUGGUGUAUGCACGAUAUUACAUACAUUCAUGCACAGCAAAUUGCAUCCUAAAAUUCAGUAUAUGUAUUCGAUAAUGCUCAAAAACAUUGGCAACCUUUAGGAGAAUCAUAUUGCUUAAGUAACUCAUGAACAAACUGAGAGUGGAUGGUAGGGGUAGCUAUUGAGAACCUUUAGGAGAAUUGUAUUCUUAAGUAACUCAUGGACGCACUGAGAAUGGAUGGGAGGGGUAGCCAUUAAGAACCUUUAAGAGAAUUGUAUUGCUUAGAUAACUCAUGGACGGACUGAAAGUUGAUGGGAGGAGAAGCCAUUGAGAAUUUUUGGGUGAAUUGUAUUUCUUAAGUAACUCAUAGAUGGACUGAGAGCGGAUGGGAGAGGUAGUCAUUGAGAACCUUUAGGAGAAUUGUACUGCUUAAGUAACUCAUAGACGUACUGGGAAUAGAUAGGAGGGGUAACAAUUGAGAACCUCUAGGAGAACUGUUUUGCUUAAGUAACUCAUGGACGGACUAAGAGUGGAUGGAAAGGGAUAGUCAUUGAGAACCUUCAACAGAAUUGUAUUGCUUAAGUAACUCAUGAGCGGACUGAUAGUGGAUGGGAGAGGUAGUUAUAGAGAACCUUCAGGAGAACUGUAUUGCUUAAGUAACUCAUGAGCGGACUGAUAGUGGAUGGGAGAGGUAGUCAUAGAGAACCUUCAGGAGAAUUGUAUUGCUUAGAUAACUCAUGAACGGACUGAAAGUUGAUAGGAGGGAUAGCCAUUGAGAACUUUUAGGAGAAUUGUAUUGCUUAAGUAACUCAUAGACGGACUGAGAGUGGAUGGGAGAGUUAGCCAUUGAGAACCUAUAGGCGAAUUGUGUUGCUUAAGUAAUUGAUGGACGGACUAAGAGUGGAUGGAAAGGGAUAGUCAUUGAGAACCUUCAGGAGAAUUGUAUUGCUUAAGUAACACAUGGGUGGAAUGAGAGUAGAUGGAAGGAGUAGCCGUUAUAAGUGUAAAGGGUAAAACCAAAGGAUGGUACAUUGGUAUGUUCACUUUAAUGAAUGCAAACUGUUAUAUUCAAUUAUAUCAAGAUAGGAAUCGGGUGAGUACACUCUGGUAGGUGGGUAAGCUGAGUGGUGGCAAUAAAUAUGGUAGAACCAAGGGCGAGACGCGUAGCAGAUAGCCAUGGGCGCAUACAGCUAGAGUAAUAUCAUCAGAAAGUUAAAAAACAUAGAAAUGAAACCCAUUAAACCUAUAUAAACCUACAGCUACUGAGAAUGUGCCUCCCCUAGGAAAAAUCUUUCGCUACGCCCAUGAGAGAUAACAGUUGACAGAAUCUAUACAAUGGAAAUUACAGAUAAUAACUAAAUUUAUUGCAAUAAUAAUUUAGUGCACCUACACCAUACCGACAAAGAUUGUGCGCUUGUACAAAAUGGCCUUUUACAGAUCAUUUUGUACUAAAUCGUAAACCAGAUGAUUUUCUGGAUCUUUACAGAAUACGAGCCGCCACUGCUCACUAGACUUCCGAUUUUUAGUAAAAUUCCAAAAUUUGGUUAAAAAAUAUUAAGGAAAUUAUUAAACAAAUUAAAUCGUUUGUCUUGUGUGCAUGCAUGUAUGUAUAUAUCAAAUAAUUAUCUACAUAUAUAAGUUAGUAUUAAAUUUCAGCAAUAUAAUUUGCCACAAGUGCGCCAAUAAUUGUAACAAUUAAUAAAAAUAAAAUUCAUAUAAGUACAAAGCGAUAAAAAAGACAUUUCAUGCCCUUCUUUCAAUAAUUUAAAUAAUUUUUCGAAAAAGACGCCAGACACCCCACAAAGAAAACACAAGUAAGCUCUGCGGAUUAAAAACGAAAGCUUUUAUUUUCAAUCAAAAAGGUAGGUGCUAUUUUUUUUUUUCAAAAAUAUUACUUAAAAACUGUAACAUUGGAAAUAAACCAAAACACUUUGGAAUUUUAAUCAAACAAAAGAUAUACAAAAUAGCUUUUUCAAAGCUUUUUUUAGUAAUUAAUAAACCAGUUUAAAUGUUUUAAUUAUUAUUUAUUAGGUACUUAUAUUAUUGACUAAUAAGGUAAAUUGCGAGCUGUUACAUGACAAGGGAAAGAGGGGAUGACAAGAUAUACAAGCGAUUUUAGUUAUUAUUUACAAAUACUUAGUAUCUUUUAAGGGCUCAAAAUACAGGGCCGUAACACGACUAUGAAAUUUUCCAAAAGAUAUCAAAACGGAUUUCCAUUAGUUCUGAGGUGGAUACUUUUUAACCCCUUCUAGCCCAGUUGAGCAGUAAUAAUUAAAUAUUUGUUUUUAUUUCUGUUAAUAAUACAUCAAAUUUAUACUUGUUAUUUAAUUAAUGUAAAAUUGAUAAAGUAAUGCGAGCUAAGGUAACGUACUAGGCUUUUGUAGGUAGUUGCAGUUAAAAAAUUGUCUAAAAUAUAUGUAUAGCAAUAGGUUCUUGCAAUUUGGUUUUGAUACAUGUAUCAGUCUAUAGAUUUUAUAACUACAACAAAAUAUCACGACCAUGUCCCAUUCCACUCCUUGAAUCAUUCAUAGUUUUAAAACUUUAGUUAUUCCAAGUUAAUAAUGAUUGCAAUUUAACACAAAUU